Salvelinus fontinalis (brook trout) is the source of this 12302-nucleotide messenger RNA. Its product is annotated as AP2-associated protein kinase 1-like. The coding region runs from base 861 to 4331 and encodes 1156 amino acids. The transcript is spliced from 21 exons. The record is from RefSeq and is a predicted model, not a curated record. NCBI's taxonomy places the organism in Eukaryota, Metazoa, Chordata, Actinopteri, Salmoniformes, Salmonidae. Gene Ontology annotation, biological process: protein phosphorylation. Gene Ontology annotation, molecular function: protein kinase activity; ATP binding.
ACAAUUCCCUGGUCUCAUUGAGGUCAACGUCACUCAGAUUAGAGUAUUUAUUUUUAUUUUCAAAAUUGUGCAUAUUACACGGUCCUUCGCGACGAAGAACCAAAUAAAGCUAGAAAUAUUUUCUCAGAUAGUUCGAACGUGCAAACAUUAUCUACGGAGUCACUUGCCUGAUCUAAAGCCCUACCGAAUCCAACUGACAGUAGCGCGGAUCUGCACAUUUUGUCAUCGACGUUGCGCCCAGGCAGAUCAGUUGUUGUCCACGGGAGUAAAGCUGGCUAUGAAUUACUAGCUACUAGGACACAUAUGUAGCUAACGUUAAGCAGCUAAUUAGCCAAUGCUCGAAGAGAAACCAGGGAGUAUUCAUGAGUCUACACCAAGAGCUCUGGAGAAACGGGUGAAAUAGCUAAAUGUCUUUACGCUGAAAAUGGGUGAUGACGUUUGUAAAUAACUAGAACAAGCUGGCCAGAGUAGCUAGCUAGCUUAGUAGUUUGCCAACACAACUGUCAAAGCCAGCUAGAUAGGGAUUUCUUUGCUACCACUAGCUAACUGAUUAUCCAUUGCUAAUGUUAUAGUAAUAACCUUAGUUAAUAGCUAACCCGUGUCAACGCAUAUGCUGAUAGUGAGUUAACUAGCUAGUUGGCUAUUUAGCUAGCUAGCUAUUAUGACAGUCGACACCUUGGUAGCUAGCUAGCUAGCGCCUGGAAAUCGAACGAGGGGGCUCUUCAAUAAGAUAGCUAACUUGUUAACUAACCUAAAUUGACUACGGUCAACCAAUUAUCCAAAUCGAAUAGUUAGCUAGGCGUUAUUGUGGAUAGGUAUUGAUUGCAAACCAAUCGGCACUUGGCUUUCACCACCGGAAAAUGAAGAAGUUCUUCGAUUCACGCCGGGAACUUGCGAGUUCUGGGCCUGGUUCUGGAGUAGGUGGAGGUGGCAUUGGGUCGAGCAGCAGCGUUGGCAGUUUUAUUGGACGGGUUUUCACCAUUGGACGGUAUCAAGUGACCGUUGAUGAAACUGUUGCUGAAGGAGGCUUUGCCAUUGUGUUCCUGGUGCGGACCAACCAGGGGGUGCGCUGUGCUCUGAAGAGGAUGUAUGUCAACAACGAGCACGACCUGCAGGUCUGCGAGCUGGAGAUCCAGAUCAUGAGGGACCUCGUGGGCCACAGGAACAUUGUGGGUUUCCUGGACUCCAGUAUAACUGCAGUGGGAGCAGGAGAUGUCUGGGAGGUCCUCAUCCUCAUGGACUUCUGUCGUGGUGGUCAGGUGGUGAACCUGAUGAACCAGCGUCUGCAGACAGGCUUCACUGAGGCAGAGGUGCUGCAGAUCUUCUGUGACACUUGCGAGGCCGUGGCCUGCCUCCACCAGUGCAAGACGCCAAUCAUCCAUCGAGAUCUCAAGGUGGAGAAUAUCCUGCUCCAUGACCGGGGACACUAUGUGUUGUGUGACUUUGGCAGUGCCACCAACCGCUUCCAGAACCCUCAGACAGAGGGCGUUCCGCUGGUGGAGGAGGAAAUCAAGAAGUACACUACUCUGUCAUACCGAGCCCCAGAGAUGAUCAACCUCUAUAAUGGCACGGUCAUCACUACAAAGGCAGACAUCUGGGCUAUGGGCUGCCUGCUUUAUAAGCUUUGCUACUUCACCCUGCCGUUUGGGGAGAGCCAGGUGGCCAUCUGUGAUGGCAGCUUCACUAUUCCAGAUAACUCCCGCUAUUCCCCGGACAUGCACUGCUUAAUCAGAUACAUGCUGGAGCCUGACCCUGAGAAGAGACCAGAUAUCUACCAAGUGUCCUACUUCUCCUUCAGGCUGGCCGGGAUAGAAUGCCCCAUCCAGAACGUACAUAACUCUCCUAUUCUUACAAAACUCCCCGAACCAAUCAGAGCCAGCGAAGCUGUGGCCAAAAAAAGUCAAUCCAAAGCCAGGCUCACAGACCCCGUCCCCACAAUGGAGACCUCCAUCGCACCCCGUUCACGCCCCAAAGCUGGAGGGACCCAGCCCAUAGGCAUCCUGCCCAUCCAGUCAGCCCUCACCCCACGCAAGAGACCCGACAUGGCUGCAGGAGGGCCCCAGCCCAUAGGUGUUUUAGCUGCCGCACAGCCUGCUGCUGCUGUCCAAUCAGUUCAGCAGGCACUUUCUGCACAGGCCACAUCCCCACUGGCUCAGACAACCUCUUCGCAACCCAUGGCCACGCCCCAGCAUCAGCAGGGUCUCUUCAUGAAGCAGCAGGCAGCCGCCUUUUUCAGCCCACAUCAGCAAGUCAACCAGCAUCAGCUGGUGCAGACCCUCUACAAACGGCAGCAGCCUCCCAUGCCGGCCCCCCAGAGCUCUGUGGCUAUGCAGCCCAAAGCUAGUCCUGUUGCUCCUCUGCAGCCACCAGCCGGCCCUGUGCCCCCCUCCCCCCAAACAGCAGCUCCCCCUCAGCCUGCAGCCACAGGACCUGUGGCACCUGAUUUCGACUCUGACUGUGACUCUGAGCCCACGCCUCUGGCAUCUGGCCGUGGGCUCCACAAGGUUGGCUCCCUGACGCCCCCCUCUUCCCCAAAGAUGGGUCCCCGGGGUGGCCACAGGCGCAUACUGAGCGAUGUCACCCACAGUGCUGUGUUUGGGGUCCCAGUCAGCAGGUCCACCCAGCUACUGCAGGCGGCUGCAGCCGAGGCCAGCCUCAACAAGUCCAAGUCAGCCAGCACCACCCCGUCUGGCUCCCCCUGCUCCUCCCAGCAGAGUGUGAACCAGCCAGGUGAGGGCGGUGCCCAGACAGCUCCCUUUGCACCGACUGGCAGCUGGAACCCGUUUGGUGACGACAACUUCUCCAAGCUCACUGCUGAGGAGCUACUCAACAAGGAUUUUACCAAGCUGGUCGAGACUACAACAGGGGAGAGGGCCAGCCUCUCCACAGAGAACGUCAUUCCAGGUCUGCAGCCUGUCUCUGCUGCUGGUGCUACAGGCAAGGCUUUCCCAGCUGAGAGAUCUGCUGACAUCCUGAGUUUGGAUGCAGGCUCAGAGAUGUUGAGUGGCCCGGACCCCUUUAACACACUCUCCCUCUCUGACACUCCAGUGAAGCUGAUUGAGGGACUGAAGUCCCCUGAGACUUGUCUGCUGCUCCCUCACCUUUUGCCAAUGGCUGACCCCUUCAGCAGCUGUGGAGAGGGCAACAGCAAUGCAGCAGCUAAGGCUGAUAUGUAUGUGGACUCUCUGAUCCUGGGUCUGGACACAGCCUCAGCCAGCCUGCCAGACCCUCUAGCUGGGGAGGACACUCUGCUGGGCUGCUCUCUGCUGUCUCACACCUCCACCCCUGGGGCUCAAACUGUCUGUGUACCUCCAUCCUCCUGCUCCUCUGCCCUCGCAGGCUCUGCCUCCUGUCUGGAUGAGCUGGCUCCUGUCUCAUUUGGCACUGCCCAAGCACCUGCUGACUCUGCUUACCUCAUGUCGGGCUUCCAGCCACCCGAGGCUGGGGAGAAGGGCACUGAGGAUGAGUUUGACCCCAUCCCUGUGCUCAUCAAAAACACCAACAACCAAGAGCUGAAAGGGGUGAGUAAUGGUUACGCUGUGCUGGACGAGGGGGGUUAUAAAAUUGAGCUGCCUGGAGAAGGUCACAGAGCAAACGAGGGCUGUAUCCACUCCAGCGAUGAUGACGAGGAAGACGAGAAAGUGAAGGAGGAGCAGGGCAGGAGGUCCAGUGAGAGUGAUGUGGUCCAUGACUGCAGUGGCUCCAGACCUUUGCUGCUGGAUUCAGAUGAAGAGGAGGAGCAGGGGUCUAAAUUACCCCUCCCAUCCUCCCAGCCAUCCCUAUCACACCCACAACUCUCCACUUCCUCCCACCAACCUACCCCAUCCCUCUGUGCCCCAUCCUUGAAUCAUUCCCACCAGAUGCCCCAGCAAGCCAGGGGGGUUGAGGUUGUCCCUGAUGUCUUCAAAUCCCCCUUCAGGAUUGAACAAGAGGAGGCAGGUGACGUGUUCGCAAAUGCCCCCUUCCAACGUCCCCCUGUUGUGGCUCAACAGCAUCCAGACGUCUUCCUGCAGGCCCCCUUCGUGAAGCCCAAGACCCAGCACCCUCACCCAGCUGUGCUUCACCUUGUGGCCCCUGAACCAGCCCUCUUGAGCCAGGUGGCCACGCAGCCUUUCCGCCCACAGGCCCUGGCCAAGUACUCCCGACACUUUGAGGGCCCCUUGCCUCACCAACCUGUGACAGCUCAGAGGGUGGUGUCCAAUGUCAGCAGGCAGGCUGCUGUGGGCUCAGUACCUGUGGGACCCUUACACUCCUGGACUUCAGAGGUGAGCUCAGUAGACCCCUUUGUCUCUGCGCCCUUUCACAUCAAGGCCCCACAAGAAAAGCCCUGAAAGAUCCCAUCCUUCCCUACAGAGAAGGGGAGCCAGCAUUGGAGCCCACACCUGUGCACACUACACUAAGGUAUACACACUGCAUGCUGUCACCAGCACCGGGGCUGGACUGCAGGGCAGCAUAGAACUCUUAAGAUCUUAUCCUUACAAACUUUGAUCAUUCUCGAUAUUGAGCAAGGUCAUCAAUGUGUAUUUUUGCUGCAGUAGAAUUGAGGUGGGUCCUCAUUUAUAAAUGCUGUGUACACACAAAAUAUGCCCCAAAACAUGCAUGCAGCAGUUUAAGCAAAAAUUGUCAUUAUAAAAACUGAACUUGACGUUAGAAUGUGAUUAUCCUGUCUCCAUGUGUAUGCAGUUUCAAGUGGUUGAAUUUUUGCAUUGCAAUUAAGGGAAAAGUAGCGUAGUAGCCUUGUGCAGGAAUACAGUGGCCUUCAGAAAGUAUUCAUACCCCUUGACUUAUUCCACAUUUAGUGAAUUAUGUGAAGCCUGAAUUCUAAAUGGAUGUUUACCCAUCUACACACAAUAACCUAUGACAGUGAAAACAUGUUUAUAGAAAUGUUACUUAUUUAUUGAAAAUGAAAUACAGAAAUCUAAUUUACAUAAGUAUUCACACCCCUGAGUCAAUACAUGUUAUAAUCACCUUUGGCAGUGAUUAUAGCUGUGAGUCUUUAUUGGUAAGUCUAAGAGCUUUACACAACUGAAAUGUACAGUAUUUGCACAUUCUUUUAAAAUGAUUCAAGCUCUGUUAUAUUAUUUGGUGAUCAUUGCUAGACAAACAUUUAAGUCUUGCCAUAGAUUUUCAAGCUGAUUUAAGUCAAAACUGUAACUAGGCCACUCAGGAACAUUCAAUUUUGUCUUGGUAAGCAACUCCAAUGUAUGCUUGGCCUUCUGAAAGGUGAAUUUGUCUGUUGGAAAGCAGACUGAAUAAGGUUUUCCUCUACGAUUUUGCCUGCGCUUACCUCUAUUUAGUUUAUUUUUAUCCCCCAAAAAACUCCCUAGUCCUUGCCAAUGACGAGCAUACCCAUAACGAUGCAGCCACCACCAUGCUUGAAAAUAUAGUGGUACUCAGAUGUGUUGUGUUGGAUUUUCCUCAAACAUAACGCUUUGUAUUCAGGAUAUAACGUUAAUUUCUUUGACACAUUUUUGUCAGUUUCUUGCCAACAGGAUGCAUGUUUUGGAAUAUGUUUAUUCUGUACAGGCUUUUCACUCUGUCAUUUAGGUUAGUCUUGUGGAGUAACUACAAUGUUGUUGAUUCAUCAGUUUUUUUCCUAUCACAGCCAUUAAACUCACUAUUGGCCUCACCACAAAUUCCUCUCCUGCAACUGAGUUAGGAAGGACACCUGUGUCUUUGUGGUGACUGGGUGUAUUGAUGCACCAUCUAAACCCUAAUUAAUAACUUCACCAUGCUCAAAGGGAUAUUCAAUGCUUUUGUAUUUUUACCCAUCUACCAAUAGGUGCCUUGCUUUGCGAGGCAUUUUAAAACCUCCCUGGUCUUUGUGGUUGAAUAUGUGUUUGAAAUGCACUGCUCAACUGAGGGACUUUAAAAUUAGCUGUAUGUUGGGUACAGAGAUGAGAUGGCCCCUAAAAAAAUCCUGUUAAACUAUUAUUGCACAGAGUGAGUCCAUGGAACUUGUGACUUAAGACAAUUUGUAUUUAGGUUGCCAUAAAAGAGAUGACUCAAGACAUUUCAGCUUAAUUUUUUUUUAUUUGUUAACAUUUCUAAAAACAUAAUUCAACUUUCACAUUAUGGGGUAUUGUGUGUAGCCCAGUGACACAAUCUCAAUUUAAUUCAUUUUAAAUUCAGGCUGUAAAAUAACCAAAUGUGGAAAAAGUCAAGGGGUGUGAAUACUGAAUUCUGAAGCCACUGUAUAUAAUAGUCGAAUUAAUAACAAAAACAGGUAGCUAAAUAUAACAAGAUACAGUCAUUUAUUAGUGAGAAGAGCAAAAAUCUAUUUAUUUUCUUUGCAUUCUAAAAUAAUUAGAAAAGUAAUUUCAUUUCCAUGAUAAUUUCAUAAUUAAUUCCUCACCUUUUCUGACUAAUGGCUUCAUACUCACAAAAUUGCCUAUAGGCCUACAGCAAGUUAGUAUAGGCUACAAUUUAUCCCAUUUCUCAAUUAAUUAAACCCACUUUACAAUAGUACAUAGAUAAGCUAUUUCAAGUAUUUUGCUCAAUGCGAUCCGACGUGAAGCGCAGUUUAACGGUAGAAGAGACGGUUCCUUUUCCAUUAACGUUUGUAGGCUACAUCUGAAUACUGUAAUGUCAAAUUUCUCGGGUAGACAAUAUUUCAUUUAUAAACAUGCAUACACCGAGUACACCAAACAUUAGGAACACCUUCCUAAUAUUGAGUUGCACCCCCCUUUUUGCCCUCAGAACAGCCUAAUUUCGUCAUGGUCUCUACAAGGUGUCGAAAGCAUUCCACAAGAAUGCUUCCCACAGUUGUCAAGUUGGCUGGAUGUCAUUUGGGUGGUGGACUAUUCUUGAUACACACGGGAAACUUGAGUGUGAAACCCAGAAGCGUUGCAGUUCUUGACACAUUGGUGCGCCUGGGCUGGCACCUACUACCAUAACUCAUUCAAAGGCACUUAACUCUUUUGUCUUGCCCAUUCACCCUCUGAAUGGCACACAUACAAACCAUGUCUCAAAUCCAUAUUUAACGUGUCUCCUCCCUUUCAGCUACACUGAUUGAAGUAAAUGUAAUAAGUGAUAUCAAUAAGGGCUCGUAGCUUUUACCUGAAAUUCACCUGGUCAGUCUGUCAUGGAAAGAGCAGGUAUUCUUAAUGUUUUGUACACUCGGUGUAUAGGCUUAUCAUAACCAUUGCAGAAUACAUUCCUUACCUUUUCUGUCCAAGUUGAGUUCAUAUUUCUGACAUAACCAUACAAUAAAUGACCAUACUCAUCUCUCUUUUAAUUGGGCCUAUUAGAUAGGCUAUUAUACGUUUUUGAUCUAUGCAUCCGAGAGGAGCGUGGUUAAUAACAUACAGUUGAUAUUUUGCAUUGAAGUGUGUAGGCUACCACUGUAAGUAGGCCUACUGUAGUUCAACAUUUUUUUCAGAGUAGACAAUGUUGAAGAAUUUGCGGGCAGUGCAGCAUGUUUUGGUUCAGGAAAGUUUAUACAAAACAUUGUUGAAUUAAAACGAUCUGUUUACAGGUCCACAACAAUUUGCAAUUGUUUUUUUCUAUCAGAAACGGUCAGAUACAGCAAAUGUCACUGCAAAAGAAAAUAUUCUGCCAACAGCACCAAAGACAUUUGGUGAAGUUUUCCAUUGCUAUUUUCUUUAGAUGCUGCCUUGGCCUAAUUCCAAUACUUCCAAAGUAUACAGCAAAUAAGGGAGUUAUCACCAUAAAAGGUGAAUUCUGGGGUUUUACAGGCGGCGUUAUAAUGCCUGUUGACGCGUAGUUUCACCACAUGUCUGAUUUUAUAACUGGAAAUAUGCAUAUGUAUGCAAGGCGCCAAGUUUAACUAUUUUUAUAUAAAAUUUACGCAAAGGUUAUAAAUGAGGCCCCUUGUACAUCCGUUGUCCCUGUGCUGGUAGCUGUCAUAUUCUUUGUCAGAAGUAAUCUGUUGGUAUGCACAGAGGAUAUGGCAGUCUAGUGGGGGAGGGGUUUCUGCCCACAUUAGUUUGCACUCAGCUUUUUUAUCAGAUUGAAAGCAUUACUUAAUUUAGAGAGCUUCUUGUCUGGGUCCAGUGUUAGAUUAGAUACAGAAAGGACACACAUAUUUGAAGUCGGAAGUUUACAUACACCUUAGCCAAAUUCAUUUAAACGCAGUUUUACACAAUUCCUGACAUUUAAUCCUAGUAAAAAUCCCCUGUCUUAGGUAAGUUAGGAUCACCACUUUAUUUAAAAAAUGUGAAAUGUCAGAAUAGUAGAGAAUUAUUUAUUUCAGCUUUUAUUUCUUUAAUGACAUUCCCAAUGGGUCCGAAGUUUACAUGCACUCAAUUAGUAUUUGUAACAUUGCCUUUUAAAUUGUUUAACUUGGGUCAAAAAAUUUGGGUAGCCUUCCACAAGCUUCCCACAAUAAGUUGGAUGAAUUUUGGCCCAUUCCUCCUGACAGAGCUGGUGUAACUGAGUCAAGUUUGUAGGCCUCCUUGCUCGCACACGCUUUUUCAGUUCGGCCCACAAAUUUUCUAUAGGAUUGAGGUCAGGGCUUUGUGAUGGCCACUCCAAUUCCUUAAGCCAUUUUGCCACAACUUUGGAAGUAUGCUUGGGGUCAUUGUCCAUUUGGAAGACCAAUUUGCGACCAAGUAACGUCCUGACUGAUGUCUUGAGAUGUUGCUUCAAUAUAUCCACAUAAUUUUCCCCCCUCAUGAUGUUAUCUAUUUUGUGAAAUGCACCAGUCCCUCCUGCUUCGAGGCACCCGAACAACACGAUGCUGCCCACCCCCGUGCUUCACAGUUGGGACGGUGUUCUUCGGCUUGCAAGCCUCCCCCUUUUUCCUCCAAACAUAACGAUGGUCAUUAUGGCCAAACAGUUCUAUUUUUGUUUCAUCAGACCAGAGGACAUUUCUCCAAAAAGUACAAUGUUUGUCCCCAUGUGCAGUUGCAAACCGUAGUCUGGCUUUUUUAUGGUGGUUUUGGAGCAGUGGCUUCUUCCUUGCUGAGCGGCCUUUCAGGUUAUGUCCAUAUAGGACUUAUUUUACUGUGGAUAUAGAUACUUUUGUACCUGUUUCCUCCAGCAUCUUCAAAAGGUCCUUUGCUGCUGUUCUGGGAUUGAUUUGCACUUUUCGCAUCAAUGUACGUUCAUCUCUAGGAGACAGACCGUGUCUCUUUCCUGAGCGGUAUGACAGCUGUGUGGUUCCAUGGUGUUUAUACUUGUGUACUAUUGUUUGUACAGAUGAACGUGGUAUCUUCAGGCGUUUGGAAAUUGCUCCCAAGGAUGAACCAGACUUGUGGAAGUCUUAAUUUUUUUUUCUGAUGUCUUGGCUGAUUUCUUUGGAUUUUCCCACGAUGUUAAGCAAAGAUGCACUGAGUUUGAAGGUAGGCCUUGAAAUACAUCCACAGGUACACCUCCAAUUAUCUCCAAUUAUGUCAAUGAGCCUAUCAGAAGCUUCUAAAGCCAUGACAUUUCUGGAGUUUUCCAAGCUGUUUAAAGGCACAGUCAACUUGGUGUAUGUAAACUUCUGACCCACUGGAAUUGUGAAAUAAUCUGUCUGUAAACAAUUGUUGCAAAAAUUCCUUAUGUCAUGCACAAAGUAGAUAUCCUUACCGAUUUGCCAAAACUAUAGUUUGUUAACAAGAAAUUUGUGGAGUGGUUGAAAAAUGAGUUUUAAUGACUCCAACCUAAGUGUAUGUAAACUUCCAACUUCAACUGUAUACUGCAUAUCCCGUUCUGGGCUCAACCGCUCAGAUUUGACCCUCUGCUCUUAUACUUAGUCCAUUCCCCAUUGCUCUGUGGGCCCAGUAAGGAUUCCCAUGACAGCCCUGGUCUCAGGGUGAUGAGAGGAAGGCCUCCUUUAGUAGUUACUGUGUUUUAUACUUCUGAUAUUUUGGAAGUCAUCUGAUGACCAUUUUAGCCCAUUUGAGUGGUGUACACUUUUUACUAGGUAGGUUAAAUGUACCUCUAGCAGUGCUGUCAUAUUUGAUCAUGUAUUAUAAUGUUAAUCAGAUGCUGGAUUAUGUUGCACAUGUCAAGCUGUAAUGUUUGAGUUUUAGCCUUUUUUUAUUUUUUAUACUUCACCGAUUGCUUUCUUAGUCACUAUUAGUUGUGUUUUACAUGGUCACGUGACUGUCAGUGCUGCAAAAGUCAGCCUUAUGAAUCUACAUGCAGGGCAAACAGUACAGAACAUACCUUAGAGGUGAAAGGUCAGAGUUUCUCCUUACGCUUGUCCUUUCUUGUGGGUGCCUCUGCUGUAUUUAAGUUUGUUGGUUUACUUUAAUUUUGGACUGAGCAGGUUGCUAAUGCUGUAGAAGUGAACCCUUAAGUGAAGUCCUCCACUCUCACAAUCAGCACUAUCGGCAAAGUCACUCCCAAUCAGCACCUCCGCUACACUCCCAAUCAGUAUCUAAUACUACCUUCACUGGAACUCUAUACAUUCACAAUCAUGUUCUCAAUCCGCACUUCUACAUUAUACCUGCACUUGAGUCAUCGAUUCAAGAUUUGUAAAUGUGAUGUAGUUGUUAAGCCUUGUUCACACUGCCGAAAAAUAGGAUUUAUUUUAUUUUAUUAUUUUUACAUUUUAUCCCCUUUUCUCCCCAAUUUUCGUGGUAUCCAAUCGCUAGUAAUUACUAUCUUGUCUCAUCGCUACAACUCCCGUACUGGCUCGGGAGAGACGAAGGUCGAAAGCCAUGCGUCCUCCGAGGCACAACCCAACCAAGCCGCACUGCUUCUUUAACACAGCGCGCCUCCAACCCGGAAGCCAGCCGCACCAAUGUGUCGGAGGAAACACCGUGCACCUGGUCCCCUUGGUUAGCGCGCACUGCGCCCAGCCCGCCACAGGAGUCGCUGGAGCGCGAUGAGACAAGGAAAUCCCUACCGGCCAAACCCUCCCUAACCCGGACGACGCUAGCCCAAUUGUGCGUCGCCCCACGGACCUCCCGGUCGCGGCUGCGACAGAGCCUGGGGGCGAACCCAGAGACUCUGGUGGCGCAGUUAGCACUGCGAUGCAGUGCCCUAGACCACUGCGCCACCCGGGAGGCCCCGAAAAAUAGGAUUUGAGUCAUUUCAAACUACCAGUGUGAACAAGGCUUUAGUUUAGACCGAUGGCACCUCACACUAUUUCUACCUUUUUUAGAAUCAGCACCCCCUAGCAGAACAUACCAGAAUAACUACAACCCUUGUCAAGCACCUCAAGCGAAACACACAGUUGAACCAUGACUUUCACGUCAGACACCUACCUACACAUGCUCAAAAUACACUUCCAAGUAAAUGGUCAACACAUGGUUUCAUCAUAAACCCGUAAGGGUUACUUUAUUGCUCUUCUACACCAGAUUUUGCAUUCCUUCUGUUUUUGUUUUCUCCAUAGCCGUAUGAAAUGCUGAUAUGGUCUUCUGCUGACUAUUCAAUAAUCUUGAAGCACUUUUUAAUGUUUGCUAUCCACGACUCUGCAUAUUACCUGGUCAUGGUGGGGACCAAUAGAGGUUUUAAACUACUUGAUCCAAAGUAAGAACCGCUGUCUUAAAAUUAGUCAUUCAUUAUUUUUGUAUUACUUUGUACAACACUUGUAUGUGUUUGUUAAUCUGCAGUGAAAAUGAAGAAUGCACACUGCAUCAGCAGUAAUAAUUUACUCUACAAUAGUUUAUUUUAGCAACUAUAGUAUUUACACAGUAUCUUUGGUAGGAAUUAGCUUGCAAAAAAACAAAUAGUGCGCCAGAAGUUAGAUAAUGUGAUUGUAAUUUACUCUGCCAAUUGUCCAUAGGGUUGGUCAUUGUGCAACAACAAAAAACAAAAAUCUAAUAGAACAUACAUUUAAAGACUUUCCAAACGUGGGUAUGUUGUAGUAGACCCGCUUACCUCAUGUCAAAAAUAAAAUUCCUUCAAGUGCGCCACACUUGCACACACAAAAAGCAUGAACUUGUGGGCAACCUUUAUUUUGACAUGAGGUAAGCAGAGAGGAACUGACCUCCAAGGAACUGCACGGGUCUACAAAGACCCACGUUUGGAAAUGCUUUUUAAUUAUACGUUAAAUUCGUGUAAUUUAAUUGCCCCUGCAUAAAGACUACGCCUACAGACAAUCGACAGAGUAAAUUGAACUUUAUUUAACUUCUGUCUUCCGGCUGACUAACAUUUGUUUGCCAGCUAAUUGCUAUUGUGUGAAGUUUAGUUGUUAAAAUCGUUCUUUUGUAGGUAAAUUCCUGAACGUAAUAUCAAGUCUUUGAUUUAUGACUGACUGACUUGUAUAGGAAUGAACAGUCGCUGAUUUAUACAGAAAGCCUCACCUGCUGAAACCUAAAAGCACCCAUAUCAAAAUACUUGUCAUGCAAAGCUUGCAUUUGAUGAACACUCAUUUGUAAAAUAAAUAAAUUAAUGCAAAACAA